GAAAGUGCCGCGGCUCCGCGCAGCACGUUGAGUGUUGACAUUGUGAGCGGCGUGCAGGGCUGAGGGAGGACCAGCAGGGGCUGUGCCUGAGUGGACCGGGCUGGCGGUGUUGUUAACAUUGCACGAGGCUGCACUCACGUAACAAAUGUUGCACUCCAAACUAUUCAUAUGGUAACGCGUUGUGGACCACGGUUUCCAAGACCCUGAAUAACUGAAAAAAAGAAGAAAAAAAAUCAGUGAAUCUGCAAAAAAAUAAUAACCAAUGUGAUGGAUGGAAGUACUGAUUCCUUCAUCUUGUGGGACACUCAUCCAUCAAUCUGAAGUUGCAUCAUGGCAUCUUAGCAAGAAGUCACAGUUACUGUUACAAAUAUUCAAGUGGACUUUUUACAACAUUGUGUUCAUAGAUCAUCCUGAAGAUGGAUUUGAAGUCAUUACUUCAAGAUCAUCUGCAAAAAAAAGAGAAACAAAAAAAGGAUAAAAUUACUACAGGGGAGGCAAAAAAUGAUGAUCCUGAUGAAAUGUUUGAAAAAUAUUACUGUGAGUGGAAGGCCGCUGGCAAGAACUCCGCAAGUAGUAAUAGUGCUCAGACCUUCUCUUUGAUUCCCAAGUUUUACCACAAACUGCCUUCAGAGGAUAACCAGCUACUGCAGAAACUACGUGAAGAGUCUCGUGCAGUGUUUCUGCAGAGGCGAAGCAGAGAACUUUUGGAUAAUGAUGAACUAAAAAACCUUUGGAUGUUAUUAGACAAACAUCAGUCUGUCACAGAUGUUGGUGGAGAGGAACAGUUGAUUAAUUAUGAGGAUUUUUUGAAAGUGGCAGAGCAGGCAGGGCCUAAAUGUAAGCAAUAUUUUCAGCCUUCGACUUUUUGUAAGUUGCUCCAAAAUGAUUCAUAUGGCCGAAUAUCCAUCAUGAAUUUUUUUAACUAUGUUAUGAGAAAAGUGUGGCUCCAUCAGACAAGGAUUGGGUUAUCUCUUUAUGAUGUUACUGGUCAAGGGUACCUGAGGGAGUCUGACUUGGAAAAUUACAUCCUAGAGCUAAUUCCAACAUUACCUCAGUUGGAUGGCCUAGAAAAAUCUUUUCAUUCUUUCUAUGUGUGCACUGCUGUCAGGAAAUUUUUCUUCUUCCUAGAUCCACUACAUACUGGACAGAUAAAAAUUCAGGACAUACUAGCAUGCAGUUUUUUGGAUGAUUUGUUAGAACUACGUGAUGAAGAACUGCCCAAAGAUCAGCAGCAAAAUAACUGGUUUUCAGCACCAUCAGCCCUCAGAGUAUAUGGUGUUUACUUGAACUUAGAUAAAGACCACAAUGGAAUGCUUUCUAAGCAGGAGCUUUCACGUUAUGGUAUGGGAACUCUGACUCCUGUGUUUAUUGAUAGAGUGUUUCAGGAAUGUUUAACAUAUGAUGGGGAGAUGGACUACAAAACAUAUCUUGAUUUUGUCUUGGCACUUGAAAAUCAAAAGGAUCCACAGUCACUUCAUUAUUUUUUCAAAAUACUUGACAUUGAUAGCCAGGGUUACUUGAAUGUUUUUACUUUGAAUUACUUUUUUCGUUCAAUUCAAGAACAGAUGCGUCAACACAACCAGGAGCCUGUCAAUUUUGAAGAUGUCAAAGAUGAAAUAUUUGAUAUGGUGAAACCAGCCGAUCCUUGUAAGAUAACACUGCAAGACCUCAUUAACUGUGGACAGGGAGAUGUUGUCACCAGUAUCCUCAUUGACCUUAAUGGGUUUUGGACAUAUGAGAACAGGGAAGUUCUUGUGGCAGACAGUAGUGAAGAUCAAGCACAGCUCUGAACUGAAAUAUGUAAACUACUUCAUACCAUGAGGCCUUAGAACAGACAGUAGUUGUGGCCCAGUUUAGUGUUGUAAUAAAGCCUCUGUGGUGUAGUAGUUGACAUACCUUGCACCAAAUCCAUGGGCUCAGGUUCAGUCCUGGCCUGAGAAGUUGGCACUCAGCCCACCUAGCUGCUCAUCCUUCUAUUUGGCCUGGUUCAUAACUGGAUGCCUGGGGAAGCCUGGUGAAGGUAAAUUGUGGUAACCCAGAUGUCAUAAUGAACCUAUGUCCAAGGUUAAUCAGUUCUUAAGUGCCAUAGCCUCAAGCGCUAAUGUUAAUGAGGUACGCACUGUGGCCACAUACAGCUGACUGUGCCCCCAACUUUACCUUUCACCUUUAAUGAUGAGGUGAAACUGUAGUUUACUGCUACAUUCCAUGGAGUGAAUCAUUCGUACAAUAAGUGUUUUUGUGGUACCUUUAUCAAUAAAUGUUAAGUAUG
Molecule: messenger RNA, 2269 nt
Organism: Eriocheir sinensis (Chinese mitten crab)
Lineage: Eukaryota; Metazoa; Arthropoda; Malacostraca; Decapoda; Varunidae
Product: serine/threonine-protein phosphatase 2A regulatory subunit B'' subunit gamma-like
Exons: 3
Coding region: 417-1790 (457 amino acids)
Biological process (GO): microtubule cytoskeleton organization; B cell homeostasis; positive regulation of B cell differentiation
Cellular component (GO): centrosome; spindle
Source: RefSeq, a predicted model, not a curated record